Messenger RNA from Gadus morhua (Atlantic cod), 1775 nucleotides. RefSeq names its product G patch domain containing 3 (gene gpatch3). Gene Ontology annotation, biological process: negative regulation of RIG-I signaling pathway; negative regulation of type I interferon production; positive regulation of DNA-templated transcription. Bases 33 to 1631 code for a protein of 532 amino acids. The record is from RefSeq and is a predicted model, not a curated record. Lineage: Eukaryota; Metazoa; Chordata; Actinopteri; Gadiformes; Gadidae. The transcript is spliced from 7 exons. Gene Ontology annotation, molecular function: nucleic acid binding.
GACGCGCAACAGUCCCUUGAAAAUAAACAAUAAUGGCGGACGCACUACCAGUUGUAUAUUUCGCUGUAAGUAAUAUACCUGCCAUAUUCCGUUCAGCGGACCUCAGGAAUUACUUCAGUCAGUUCAUUGAAAGUGGAGGCUUUCAAUGUUUCCACUACCGCCACCGACCCGAGGUCCUCUGGGGAUCUGAGGGCCCACCGGAUCCCCACGUCGCCCGGGGGUCUGAGGAUCUACCGGAGCCCCCCGUCCCUGACACAAGACUUGAGAGUGGACCGCCGGAGCCCAGCAUCAACGAUCCGGGCUCCCAAUCACCCGAAAACACAGAAAACUCUUCCGUUGCAAAGAAAAGCGUAAAGUCGUGUUGCUGCAUCGUGUCUGUGUUCUCUAAACAUGCCGACAGGUUUGUUAAAAUGUUCGGAGGAAAUCUGUGGAUCGACUCGACGGGGAGUUGGCUGUCAGGACGCUGUGUUAUAAAGAGAGUAAAAGUCUCCCUCGAAACAGAUGUGGAUUCUUUUCCGUAUAAAACCAAGCAUGAGCAGCGACACCGUGUGUCCCUAUCAGACCGCUUCACACAAGGAGACUUAAAGGGCUUACCAGAGCUCAACCCACCUAGCCUGAUGCAGAACGGAAACGUGGGGACCACCGUGAAGGUGUUUCUGCAACUUAUACAGGCAUGCCGACUACCUCCACGUCUCAUCAGGAAGCUGGGGCUUACUUUCCCUAAGACCAGCUCCAAUCGCCGUUAUGGCAAUGUGCCUUUCGAGUACUAUAACACCUACACAGUAGAAGCCUCUGAAGAUAGCAUCUUCACUGCAGCCGGACAUGAAAUAGCUGGCCCCAGCGGUGUUAACAGAACCACAGCGAAACUCAGACAGCCUCGUGGCCAUACAGAAGCCAAGGAAACGGAAACCCACCAGGAUGAUGAGGAAGAUGAGGAAGACGAGCUGUCUAAUGCCGAUGAUGAUGACGACCGAUGCGAGGAAUGGGAGCGCCACGAAGCCUUGCAUGAAGACGUGACGAGUCAGGAACGCUCCAAGGAGCGGCUGUUUGAGGAAGAGAUUGAGCUGAAAUGGGAGAAGGGAGGAUCGGGCCUGGUGUUCUACACUGACGCCCAAUACUGGCAGGAGGAGGAAGGAGACUUUGAUGAACAAACAACGGACAACUGGGAUGUCGACAUGAGCGUUUACUAUGAUAAAGACGGCGGUGACAUGGACGCCCGCGACUUUGUCCGCAUGCGGUAUGACAAGAGGAUGAGAGACGGCUUGGAAAACCGAUCUGGUAACACCCAGCCCAUCGGUAGCUUCGAGAGAUUCACUAAGGGCUUUGGCCGCCGCGUGAUGGAGAAGCAAGGGUGGAAGGACGGCGAGGGCCUCGGAACCAGCCGGCCCGGGAUUCCCGAUGCUCUGGAAAGCGACGGGCAACAUCCAAAUUGCAAGAGGGGCUUUGGGUAUCAUGGAGAGAAGUUGACCUUGAAUACUGGAAAGAAGCCGAGAAUCAAUUAUCAUAUAAGCACAGUGUACGAUGAACCGAAGGACGUUGAUAAACCUGAACCCUUAUUGAGACGUCUUCCCACCACUAACAUAAAAUACCGAGAAUGGCAGACCGGGGGCACUAUCGGACCGCGAAGAUGACGUUAUUUAUUAUUGUUUUAUAUUCCUCUGCUCUAUUAAAAAUGUUUAAUUUUUUUACAUAAAAAUGUUUUUGGAGUUGAUGUCAUUUCACUUUACAGCCCUCAGGUGUUUCGUAGCUUAUGCAUUAAAUGUGUAUUUCCUUGC